Pundamilia nyererei is the source of this 7067-nucleotide messenger RNA. It is a transcript of the gene tns1b, whose product is annotated as tensin 1b. The record is from RefSeq and is a predicted model, not a curated record. The transcript has 34 exons. Gene Ontology annotation, cellular component: focal adhesion. Gene Ontology annotation, biological process: fibroblast migration. Lineage: Eukaryota; Metazoa; Chordata; Actinopteri; Cichliformes; Cichlidae. Gene Ontology annotation, molecular function: protein binding. Bases 282 to 5816 code for a protein of 1844 amino acids.
AACCUUUGUGAACCUUUCCCCGGCAGAGAGAACGGGAAGCAGACCGAGCGCAGAGCAGAGGAGAGGCAGUAAGGAUCCAAUUUAGAGCAGACACAUAGAGGGAAAACAGCAAGCCGGACACUGAGGAAGAGGCAGAAAGAAGAAGCUGUAUUUAUGUCCAGGAUGGUCAUGGCUUUGCAGUGCUGGGCUACUCUUCUUCUUCUUGGAUUAAACUUAAGGAAGCCCACUGGUCUGUAGCAGCAGCAGCAGCCCCAGCAGCAGCAUCACUCCUGCCCGUCACCAUGCCGUCUGUCUCUCUCAGCUUGCCCACAGCUCUGGCUGGACCUGCACGCACUUGGGUCUGCCUGUCUUGCAUGUUCUGGCCAGAGGAGUUGGAGGCUCUUCAUUCCCACACGUUCCGGGUGAAGACUUUCAAGAAGGCAAAGCACUGCAGCGUCUGCAAACAAACCAUCAUCCAAGACGGAUUCAUCUGCCGAGUGUGCCGAAUCGCAUGCCACAAGAAAUGUGAAGUCAAGGUGUCCUCAUCUUGUGUUCCAGCAACAAACUAUGAGUUGGCGCCGAGCAGUGACCUCCCUCUCAAACAUGUAGACACCAUGGGCUCAACAAAAUCCUCAAAGAGCAUGGAGUCACGGCGCAGGCCAUCGAGGAGUGCGAGUCUGCUGCAGGCCCUGGAGGAGAGCUACGAGCUGGACCUCAUCUACAUCACAGAGCGGAUCAUCUCUGUCUCCUUCCCCAGCAAUGUGGAGGAGCAGAGCUACGCUGCCAACCUGAGGGAGGUGGCCUCCAUGCUGCGAUCAAAACACGGGAACAACUACCUGCUCUUCAACCUCAGUGAGAAGCGCUAUGACAUCAGCCAACUCAAUCCAAAGGUUCUGGACUUUGGCUGGCCCGACCACCACGCUCCAGCCUUGGACAAAAUCUGCAGCAUCUGUAAGGCCAUGGACACGUGGCUGAGUGCGGACAGCCACAAUGUUGUGGUUAUACACAAUAAGGGCAAUCGAGGCAGAACAGGAGUGGUGGUGGCGGCUUACAUGCAUUACAGCAACAUAUCUGCCAGUGCCGACCAGGCUCUGGACAGGUUUGCCAUGAAACGCUUCUAUGAAGACAAAGUGCUUCCUGUGGGUCAGCCAUCUCAGAAAAGGUAUGUGGAGUACUUUAGCGGCUUGCUGUCCGGACACAUCAAGAUCAACAACAAGCCGCUGUUCCUCCAUCACGUCAUCAUGCACGGCAUCCCCAACUUUGAGUCCAAGGGAGGUUGUCGUCCUUUUCUCAAAAUCUACCAGGCCAUGCAGCCCAUCUACACAUCUGGGAUCUAUAAUGUCCAGGGUGACAGCCAGACCAGCAUCUGCAUCACCAUUGAACCUGGCCUCCUUCUGAAGGGGGACAUCCUGCUUAAGUGCUACCACAAACGCUACCGCAGCCCAUGCCGAGACGUGAUCUUCCGGGUACAAUUCCACACCUGCGCUGUUCACGACCUGGGGAUUGUCUUUGGGAAAGAUGAGCUAGAUGACACAUUCAAAGAUGAUAGAUUUCCAGAAUAUGGAAAAGUGGAGUUUAUUUUCUCCUUUGGACCAGAGAAAAUACAUGGUCAAGGUGUGGACCACCUGGAGAACGGGCCGAGUGUCUCAGUCGACUACAACACUCAAGAUCCCCUGAUCCGCUGGGACUCCUACGAAAACUUCAAUCAGAACUGCGAGGACACCACAGAAGGUGAAAAUGAAGUCAUUCAUACCCAAGGACCCCUGGAUGGCAGCCUCUAUGCCAAAGUACGCAAAAAAGAAUCUGUUGACGGAGUAGUCACAUCGAACGGCCUUCCACCCUCUGCUAUUGAACAUGCUUUACCUGCGGUUGACCAUGCCUUGUCUGUGAGCAGCGACUCAGGAAACUCUACUGCCUCUAUCAAAACCGACCGAACUGAUGAAGCAACAGCAGCCCCUCCGGCUUCCACAGUGAACCAGACACACAUUCCUGUGGGUGAGGAGUUACCCUCGGUCCAUCAACACGCUCCACCUGCCCAACAGUCUAUCAGUCCGCAAGAGAAAAAGGAGCUAGAGCAGCUACUGAGUGGCUUGGAGGGGCCCAUGCACAGACAGGCCUUCCUAUCAGCUCCGGCAUCCGCUGUUGGAGCGAUGCUUCACCUGGUGCCCGCACAGGUCCAUGUUAAUGGACAUGGUAACAUUGACCGUGAGACCGACAUUCUAGAUGAUGAGCUUCCUACCAGUCAAGAGGGCAACAGUGUUGACAGCCUUGGGACGUUCUCUUCCACAGAUGGGCGGGCUACACCAGCUGAUCUCUACUAUCAGUCUGAGUCCAUUAUCAAUGGUCAGGACCACGUGCCAUAUCUGGAGCGCAACGUCCCAGAAAAGCCUCUGGAAACCGUCCAACCACAGCUUGGCAUAUCUGGCAAGUCUGUCACGUUGCCCCACAGUGAUUCUACCCCAUUCUCUGGUAGUUACAUGCCUACUCAGAAUGGCAGUCUGUACCGCUCUCAGUCUUUUGGUGCAGAGUUAAAGUCAAUGCCACAAGCUCCCACUCGCACCACUAGUAGCAGGGAUGCCGUCCAGCGCGGUCUCAAUGUUUGGCAGCGGUUCGGAGUGCCAGAAGAGCCAGUAACUGAAGGCCUCACUUUUAGUCCGCCUCCCACUGUUGCAACCAUGCCCAGCCACCACAGCCUGCCACAGUUCCCUCAUCGCCACAGCGCUUCGCAACAAGAGAUUGAGCAAUCAAUUGAAACUCUUAAUCUCCUUAUGUUGGACCUGGAGCCAGGCCAUUCGCUGGUGACAAAGUCCCAAAGUGCUCCAUUGCGCGAAAACUCUGCUGUAGUGACCACACAGCCAUCCUUUUCUCAGAACCAAACCAGGCCCUCCUACCUGCCUGAUUCCACCAUUCACACCCAUUUUUCAGGCCCCAUGUCCAGCCACUCAUCACCGCCUGUGAAGCCUAGUACAUCAGAACCUGCACCUGUCCAACGAUCUCCGAGUUACACCUCUGGAACAGCUUCAACAAGUACUUCCUCACAAGCCUCCCCCACUGUAAGUUGCCAGAUCAAGACAGUCAGCACUUACCCACCAACAACGCUGCCCCAGUCUGCAGAGGCCUCUGAACCCCAGAAAAGCCCUAGUGCAUCUUCAGCAUCACCCCAGCCAAGAGACAGUGAGCCUGAUGAGGUCUUUAACAUUGAAGGUCUGGUGGCCCAAAGAGUGGCUGAGUACUCGGCUCGUGUCCAAAGUGUCAUCCCCAGCAUGACCUCUUCUCAGUCUGAGCACCGCCGUUCUCACUCCCUCUCGGGCGUCCAGGCCCGUGUGUCAUCCUUGGAUGAGCCCACAGCUGCUCCCCGCCGUCGCAUCACCAGCGAAGGCCAGAACCAGAACGGACCAGAUGACAGUACGUCUCCUGAUGUCCCACUUCGCUCUCCUAUUCGGUGUGUUUCACCAGAGUUUGUCAACGCCAUAGCGAUGAACCCCGGUGGACGGCCAAAGGAGAAAAAUAUGCACAGCUAUCGAGAGGCCUUUGAGGAGAUGGAAGCAGGUCACAUCAGUCCUACACCCACAGUUGGUGGUGAGGUGUUUCCCCAAACCCCUGCCUUCCCCGUCUCACCGCAAACCCCUUACUUCAACCUAUGUCGCUCCCCUCCUGGUCUUGCCAAGACUCCACUGUCAGCCCUGGGUUUGAAGCCCCACAACCCAGCAGAAAUCCUCCUCAAUCAAACAGGCUCAGCACCAAGAAGCUAUGUGGAGUCUGUCGCCAAGUCAGCAGCGGCAGGACGAGAGCCAUGCACAUCACAUAGAAGCCUUACUCCGCUGGGAGAUGCUACAACCAAGCAGAGAAGUCAAAGUCCCACCACCACUCACACACUGAACCCACCUUUGUCCAGCAGCAGUCCCAUACAGAGCUCACCGGGCGAUCACCCUGUAGCAGAGAGCAGUGUUAGCACUCCGUCCCAACCCACUACUGAUUCCGGGUUCCGCUCCCAGCCUACAGAGAGUGCCUACCCCACUCCUACUCCAUCAUAUCAAGCCUUGAAUACCCCCACUUCAUCCUACCUGGAUUCUAGCUCUCCAACCUCCUCCUACCUUGGCACUGCAACACCCACACCACCUUACCUGGGUCCCAGCACCUUGUUAGGAAGCUACCCGCUCAGUUCAGAACCAGUUCAGACCACACUCGGCCAUGGAAGCCCCAGUAAACAGAUCCAGACCAACAUCAUUGGCUCUACUAACAACCCCGUCCUCCAGCAGCGCCCCAGUAGUAAUCAGGAAGUUCCCGCCAUGAGCCAGCAGACAUCACCAGCUAAUGGCUUUGAAGUGGGCGUGUCGGGUCUCAGUGGCAGUCCCGUCCUCGGUCAUUGUCCAUCUCAGGGAGCGCAGAGCAGUCCAGUCCUCAACAGGCAGGCUGCUAUGGGGCCAGGGUCCCAACAGAGCCCAGUCCUCAGCAGACAGCCGUCCCUCGGUCAGCCUAUUCAGAGCAGCCCUGUGCUCAGCCGACAGCCAUCGAUCACACAGGCUCAAGGAAGUCCGGUGUUGGGCCGUCACCCCUCCAUUUCUCAGAUGUCCCAGAGAAGCCCCAGUUUAGACCGUCACCCCAUGCACAGUGGUUACACGACACCAGAUGAACGACACGGGAACCUGUCACGACAGAGCAGUUCUUCGGGCUACCAGGGACCACCAACUCCCUCAUUCCCCAUCUCACCUGCAGGCUACCAAGAUGGAGGGAUGAUGGGGAUGGGUUUAGGGUUCAGGCAGGGCAGUCCAGCCCCUGGAUUUCAGCCCCAGCUUCCAGAGAAGAGGCGCAUGUCAAGCGGCGAUAGACCAAACGGAGCGCUGUCCUAUGGCACGAUGAACGGGAAGAUGAUGCCCACAAUGAGUGGAGGAGGCAAUCCCAGCUACUUCCACACACUUUCUGACUUUUCAAGGUUCACUAUGACUGAUGGAAGCCCCGACAGCAGGCUGAACGUCAAGUUUGUUCAAGACACGUCCAAGUUCUGGUACAAACCUGACAUUUCCAGAGAGCAAGCCAUCAGCCUGCUGAAGGACAGGGAGCCCGGAGCCUUUGUUAUCCGGGACAGUCACUCCUUCAAAGGAGCUUAUGGCCUAGCCAUGAAGGUGGCGUCUCCUCCACCCACUGUGCAUCCGAACAAGAAAGGUGACAUCACCAAUGAACUGGUGAGGCAUUUCCUGAUCGAGAGCAGCCCUAAAGGAGUGAAGCUGAAAGGUUGCCCCAACGAGCCUUACUUUGGUUGCCUGUCUGCAUUGGUCUACCAACAUGCUAUAACACCACUGGCCCUCCCAUGCAAACUAGUCAUCCCCACCACAGAGCUCACUGAGGAAGUACCAGAGGUCACAACAGCAAACCCGAUGGCUGAAAGGCUGAAACAAGGAGCAGUGCUGAGGGCCCCUGCUGACUCCCAUGCAUGCAAUGUUCUCUACAUCAACUCAGUGGAGAUGGAAUCACUGACAGGGCCUCAGGCUGUCGCUAAGGCCAUAUCUGAGACACUGGCUGCUGCUUCUCCACCUACUGCCACCAUUGUGCACUUCAAGGUGUCCUCACAAGGCAUCACACUCACUGACAACCAGAGGAAGCUUUUCUUCCGACGCCAUUACCCAACCAACACUGUCACGUUCUGUGAUAUAGACCCUCAGGACAGAAAAUGGAACAAGCCUGAGGGAGGAACAGCCAAGCUGUUCGGGUUUGUGGCGCGUAAGCAGGGAAGCACAACAGACAACGUCAGCCACCUCUUCGCCGAGCUGGACCCUGACCAACCUGCCAGCGCCAUCGUCAACUUCGUCUCGAAGAUGAUCACCUCGCAGAAACGAUGAGCGCUGUCAGCAAAAACCCCUCACGCUUUUUUUCAAAAUAACUUUGGUUAUUUUCCUUCCUUUUCUUUUAAACCUCACAGACGCUCUCGGCUUUCAGUUUUACGUAUCGCUUCAUUUUUCCUGCUCUUUCACAUUUAAGCCAACGCGUGUGUAGUUGUGAAAGAAUGAGUGCGCGUGUGUGUUGAGAGUGUGUUCGUGUGUGCGCGGCUUGCAUGCGUUUGCUUAUAAUCUUGGAUGGACUCCAGAAUGGACCAGAGGAAGUGCAGGAUGAGGCGUGGCUGUGUGUGACAAUGGGCAAGGGAGGCGACUUUAACCUCCCGGGCAGGGUUAACUCAUGAACAGGAAGAGGGAAUGACAUUGUGUGCAAAUGUUAUUUUUUUAGCAACUGUUUCUUUUUUUGUUUUUUAAAAAAAAAAGAAGAAGUCAAGUAGUGUGAUGUAAAAGGUGGAUUGUGAAUCUAUCAGGCUUUUUUGACUGGUCAACCAAAGAUUUUAAAAAAGCAGUCAGGGCGGGUAUAGCGUGCCACUGACUAUGAGGGUCGGAAGUAUUCUUUUGUAAAACAAAUAUGGCUGCUUAAACAAAAAAUACUGUUUCUUUCUGUAUGUACUGAUACUGUAGGUCAAUUCUGCACCGUUGCCAUCUUGCAAAAAAAGAAAAAAAAAGAUUUUUUGCAGCUGGUAAGGGAUGUGUAAAUACUCUAGAUUGCUUUUUUUGAGUAGGACUGUUCUAGAUAACAUUUGGUGCCUGACUUUCUUAACUAAAUGCAGAGCUUUUAAAGAAAAAAAGAAGAACCUAAAACAUAUCCACGCCGUCUUAAUAUAUGCAAAUAGCCAAAAUACCACAGGUCCUUCCCUGUUCGUAGUGUAGCUAAAGAUGCGACUGAUGUGCAGCUUGAGCCUGAAGAGAUCAGCUGAACCUUGCAUUCAGUGAGACCACAGAAAAAAUAUUAUAGAACAGGCCACUGAAUCACUGCAUCCACAAGGCAUUGAUCGUAUCAGAGAAGCGUGGAGGAGGAGGGUUUGCUUCCCGUCUGCCACCAUCCUCUGUUCACCCUGUUCAUGAUUGAAGGGCCGAGGGCAGUUUUUUUGAGGACGAUCUUUAUUUUAAAGAAAAAAGAUUUAGUCCUCCAAAUCUGCUCUGCACUUUUCUCUGCUCAAAGUUUCCAUCGAUGAAAGAAGCUCUCACCCUACCCAAAAGUAAGCUAUACAUAUAAAUAUACAUAUAUAGAUAUAAAUAUAUAUAUAUAUAAAC